Molecule: messenger RNA, 3845 nt
Organism: Coregonus clupeaformis (lake whitefish)
Lineage: Eukaryota; Metazoa; Chordata; Actinopteri; Salmoniformes; Salmonidae
Product: retinol-binding protein 3-like
Exons: 2
Coding region: 1-2772 (923 amino acids)
Biological process (GO): proteolysis
Molecular function (GO): serine-type peptidase activity
Source: RefSeq, a predicted model, not a curated record
AUGGCAGGAGGUCAGUUCUCACCAGCACUGCUGGUGCUUCUUUGCCAUGUUCUCUCUGGCAGCUCUUCCUUCCAGCCGGCUCUGGUGCUGGACAUGGCAAAAAUUCUACUAGACAACUACUGCUUCCCUGAGAAUCUGCUCGGCAUGCAGGAGGCCAUUCAGCAAGCCAUCAACAGUGGAGAAAUCCUCAAAAUAUCUGACCGCAAGACCUUGGCAUCUGUGCUGACGGUUGGCGUGCAGGGUGCACUCAAUGACCCUCGGCUAACUGUGUCCUUCGAGCCAAACUUUGUCCCAGUGAUGCCGCCCGCCCUCCCUUCUCUCCCCACUGAGCAGCUCAUCCGUCUGGUAAGGAACUCUGUGAAGCUGGAGGUCCUUGAAAACAACGUGGGCUACCUGAGGAUCGACCAGAUUAUAGGGGAGGAGACGGCCGCCAAGCUUGGCCCUCUGCUCCAGGAUAACAUCUGGAACAAGGUCGCCCACACCUCCUCGUUAAUUUUUGAUCUGCGCUACAGCACAGCUGGGGAGCUGUCUGGAGUCCCUUUCAUCAUCUCCUUCUUUUCCGACCCAGAACCUCUCAUUCACAUUGACACAGUGUUCGAUCGACCCUCUAACACCACUAAGGAGCUGUGGACUAUGUCAUCUAUCAUGGGAGAGAGGUAUGGAAAGCAAAAGGACCUCAUCAUAUUAACCAGUAAGCGUACUAUAGGAGCGGCUGAGGCAGUCGCCUACACUCUGAAGCAUUUGAAGAGGGCGAUCAUUGUUGGAGAGAGGUCAGCCGGGGGGUCAGUGAAAGUUGAGAAGAUAAGAAUUGGAGAUUCUGGUUUCUACAUCACGAUUCCAGUGGCCAGGUCAGUGAACCCAAUAACAGGCCAAAGCUGGGAAGUGAGUGGAGUAUCUCCCUCUGUACAUAUCAAUGCCAAGGAGGCUGUUGCUAAUGCCCAAAAUCUACUGUCUGUCAGGAGUGCCAUUCCAAGGGCCGUCCAGAGCGUCUCUGACAUCAUCAGGCAGUACUACUCAUUCACAGACAGAGUACCGGCUUUCCUUCAACAUCUGGAAUCCACUGAUUUCUUCUCUGUCAUUUCAGAGGAGGACCUGGCGAAUAAACUCAACAAUGAACUGCAGUCUGUGUCAGAGGACCCUCGUCUGAUGAUCAAACUGACCCAAGAUCACCCAGUUAUUAUUGAGGAAGACUUUGAACCUGAGAACAUACCAGGCGAUCCAGCAUUUCUCAGGAACCUGGUGGAUACAAUCUUCAAAGUAAGCAUCCUAACUGGAAACACUGGUUAUCUCCGCUUCGACAAGUUUGGUGAUGUGUCAGUGAUGGUCAAAUUAGGAGAGCAGAUUGGCCAAAAAAUCUGGGAGGCCCUCAAAGACACAGAGAACCUCAUCAUCGACCUGCGAUACAACACAGGUGGGUCCUCAGCUUCCAUGGGCAUCCUGCUCUCCUUCCUCCAAGACCCGUCACAACAGUUCCACUUCUUCACCAUAUACGACAGGAUCCAGAACACCACCACUGAGUUUAACACUCUUUCCGGCCUCCCAGGCCCACCCUACGGGUCUAAACGUGGAGUGUACAUCCUGACUAGUCACUAUACCGCUAGUGCAGGGGAGGAAUUUGCUUAUCUGAUGCAGUCGCUGCACCGUGGCACCCUCAUCGGGGAAAUCACAUCCGGGACCCUGAUGCACUCCAAGUCAUUCCAGGUGGAAGACACGGACAUUGUCAUCACCGUCCCCUUCAUAAACUUCAUAGACAACAACGGGGAGUGCUGGCUAGGUGGAGGCGUGGUCCCCGAUGCCAUAGUGCUUGCUGAGGAAGCCGUGGACCACGCCCAUGGGAUAAUAGAGUUUCACAGGGAGGUUCUCUCACUGGUGGAGGGGACGGGGAAGCUCCUGGAAGUACACUAUGCCAUCCCUGAGGUCGCCAACAAGCUCAGUAGAGUGCUGCUCACCAAAUGGGCCGAGGGCUCGUAUCGAUCGGUGGUCGACUAUGAGUCUCUGGCAUCCCAGCUAACAGCUGACCUCCAGGAGACGUCAGGCGACCACCGGCUGCACAUAUUCUACUGCGACGUCGAACCCGAGUCUCUGCAUGAUAUGCCAAAAAUCCCGACAGCUCAGGAGGUGGGUUACAUCAUUGACACUCUGUUCAAGAUCGAGGUGAUGCCCGGGAACGUGGGCUAUCUGAGGUUCGAUAUGAUGGCAGACAUAGAAGUGAUGAGAGCCAUCGGCCCUCAGCUGAUCAAACUGGUCUGGAGCAAGCUGGUGAACACGGACACAAUGAUCAUCGACAUGAGAUACAACACAGGUGGUUACUCCACAGCCAUACCACUCCUCUGUACCUACUUCUUUGAUGCUGAGCCCCUGAGACACCUCUACACCGUCUUUGACCGCUCUACAACCACCAUGACCGAGGUCAUGACCCUGCCUCAGAUCCAGGGUCAGAGGUACGGCUCCACCAAAGAUAUCUACAUCCUCACUAGUCACAUGACGGGGUCAGCAGCCGAGGCAUUCACGCGGGCCAUGAAGGACCUGAACAGGGCGAUGGUGAUCGGGGAGCUGACCAUCGGAGGGUCCCUGUCCAGCGGCACCUACCAGAUUGGGAAUAGUAUCCUGUAUGCCUCCAUACCUAACCAGGUGGUCCUGAGUGCUGUUACUGGGAAGGUGUGGAGUGUCUCUGGGGUCGAGCCACACGUUGCUGCCCAGGCAAAUGAUGCUCUGAGUGUUGCACAGAGAAUCAUUGCAGCCAGGCUUUUAAAGCGAGAUAAAGGGAAAUAGUGGUCAUGUUUUAACUUCUCUUUCCUUUAAAUGUUUACUUUGUUUGUCCUGUAUUUGUGAAUUAUGUUAUUUUUCCUGUGUAAUUUCUCACAGAAAUGUUAUUUAUUACCAUUAUUUUUCUGUAACCUGACAUAAUGUAUCUGUGGUAUAAUAUAACCACCCCAAAACAAUAAGGUGGACAGAAAACAGGAAAGCUAUUUUGGUUCUCUUAUUGAAAGUCUUCAAAUAGUAGAUUGCACAUUACUAAUCAUUUAGGCACCUUAUGAAAGCGUUAUUUUUGCACCUGAAAAUAUACAGAUCAAUAACUGUCGCAGGACUUGGAUGAAAUGAGUUGCCUUCGAUGAAUUUGAUCAACCCCUCUGUGCGUCAUUUUGUAUGAGAAAUUUGAUUAGAUUUAGUAGUAAAUCCUCCUAUUCAUAUUUCAUGAAUAUCUAAAUGUAUUUUUAAUCUCUUUGAUGUAACUCUUUGGGCUACAUUUGUGUUGGCCUAAAUAUGGGUGAGGAGACAGGGUUGAUAUUUAUUUUCAUUGUACUAUCAUGCACUUCAUUUGCUUAUCGCAAAUACUUUAUACUUCUAUAUUAAUCUGCUUUUAAAUUCAUUUGUUAUUUCUCCUUUUUGUCAUUUGUCAAGUCACAUAAUGUAGAAGAGUCUUCAGCCAGUUAGUAGAGGGAGCAUUUCCCAUACAAACCUGUAGUGAACUACUGUACUCAGUUCUCCUGUUGUGUAAUAGCAUCAACGAUAACCACAUUAACUCAUUGUGAAUAGUGUAAUCUUGGUUAACCCAGUCUCGCGUAAUUGGUCACAUGCUUGAUUAAGUUCUGGGUCCAUACAUGUUAAGAGAAAAGACAAUAGAACAAGGAUCAGAACCGGAACGAAGAGCAUCCCAUUGUUUCAUGACAGAUCUACGGUACCAUUUAUGUUUACGUAGUUUGUCCACAAGAGAUUACGAAUAGUGUCAUGACCAAAUAGAGGAAACACCCAUUUUCUAUUUUACACUGGUAUAGUAGGUUGAAUAUAACUGUAGAGCAAAUGUUAUUGCUUCCUGGUAAGUUUCCUUUGAUUUUUAAUCAACA